Messenger RNA from Eufriesea mexicana, 378 nucleotides. RefSeq lists its product as uncharacterized. Gene Ontology annotation, cellular component: membrane. The record is from RefSeq and is a predicted model, not a curated record. The transcript is spliced from 3 exons. The coding region runs from base 1 to 378 and encodes 125 amino acids. Lineage: Eukaryota; Metazoa; Arthropoda; Insecta; Hymenoptera; Apidae.
AUGUUUGGGAGAGAAGAAUUGUGGAGUGAAGACGCUGGAGACGUAGAGGUCACCGGGCGAAAGAAAAAGAACAAAGGGUACUGGCAGAUGUUGCUGUACUUUCUGGGAGCCUCGAAGCUCGCUAUGCUCUACGCGAUAGUAAACGCUGUUGCUGCUAUCGCUGCCAAGGCUCUGAUCGUUGCUAAAGUCGCCCUCGCCAUUGCAACAGCGAUUGCUCUGACGAAAGCCUCUGGACACAAGGAGAAAGUGUCCUACGAGAUAAUUAAACACCCCUAUCACAGCUACGAGCAAACUCAGAGCGCCAGCUACGAUUACGACCAUCAUGGCGGAUUUGAGGAAAACGAUUUGAACUACCGGAAACGACGAAGAAUUUACUGA